This is a messenger RNA of Drosophila busckii, 1783 nucleotides long. It is a transcript of the gene Fic, whose product is annotated as protein adenylyltransferase Fic. The transcript is spliced from 4 exons. The record is from RefSeq and is a predicted model, not a curated record. NCBI's taxonomy places the organism in Eukaryota, Metazoa, Arthropoda, Insecta, Diptera, Drosophilidae. Gene Ontology annotation, molecular function: protein binding. Bases 127 to 1575 code for a protein of 482 amino acids.
AUAACUAUAGAAACAAUACGUGGAUUUAAUAAUAAGACGCCCUCCAAAUUAAAAAACAAUGUGCGUGUUAUGUAAAGCCUUCAAAAUUAAUGUUAAACAGAAGUUAGUGCUAAAUUAGAGUGUAAAAUGGUUGGCCAGCAACCACAACAACAACAGCAACAGACGUUCAAGUCAUUAUAUCGUUUUGGAUUGUUUUUCAUAGCUGGAAGCUUAGCAGCAUUUGGUUUCCAUGCGUUGACACAGACAUCGCCAUGGACACUACUCGGUUGGAGGCUGCAGUUACGGCAAUUGCAUCAUCUGCCAACAGCGCAUUAUUUGCAGACGCGUGACGAAUUCGCGGUGUAUUCCGUCGAUGAGCUAAAUGCAUUUAAAGAGUUUUAUGACAAGAGCGUCAGUGACAGUGUGGGGGCCAGUUUCAGCGAAGCCGAGCAGACUAACAUUAAGGAGGCGCUUGGUGCGUUGAGACUGGCGCAAGACAUGUACAAUGCUGGAAAGGACGAUAAAGCGACACGUUUGUUUGAGCAUGCACUCGCACUAGCACCUAAGCAUCCGGAGGUGCUAUUACGUUACGGCGAGUUUCUCGAGCACAGUCAGCGCAAUAUAGUGCUGGCAGAUCAGUACUACUUCCAGGCUUUGAGCAUUAGUCCCAGCAACUCUGAAGCAUUGGUGAAUCGUCAACGCACUGCCGACGUGGUGCAAACCUUAGACGAACGGCGUUUGCUUUCACUUGAUGAAAAACGCGAUGCUCUCUCGGCCAUACACGAGACGCAUUCGGCGCUACGCCGCGCCAAAAAGGAGGCUUACUUUCAACAUAUCUAUCACUCGGUGGGCAUAGAGGGCAACACCAUGACAUUAGCCCAAACACGUUCUGUGCUCGAAACGCGCAUGGCCGUCGACGGCAAGUCCAUAGAUGAACAUAACGAAAUUCUGGGCAUGGAUUUAGCCAUGAAAUAUAUUAACGCCAGUCUAGUACAAAAAUUAGAAAUCACACUCAAAGAUAUAUUGGAGCUGCAUCGACGUGUGCUGGGCCAUGUCGAUCCCAUCGAAGGUGGCGAGUUUCGUCGUAAUCAAGUCUAUGUUGGCGGUCAUGUGCCACCAGGACCAAAUGAUCUGGUAAUACUUAUGCAGCGCUUCGAACGUUGGCUCAACUCGGACCAUACCAACUCAUUGCAUCCAGUCAACUAUGCCGCACUUGCUCACUACAAACUAGUGCAUAUACAUCCCUUUAUAGAUGGCAAUGGGCGCACAUCGCGUCUGCUGAUGAACACACUGCUCAUGCGUGCAGGCUAUCCUCCCGUCAUCAUACCCAAGCAGCAGCGCAGCAAGUACUAUCAUUUCCUCAAGCUGGCCAAUGAGGGCGACAUACGACCGUUUAUGCGCUUUAUUGCCGAUUGCACAGAGAAGACGCUGGACUUGUAUCUCUGGGCCACCAGCGAUUUACCACAACAAAUUCCAAUGCUUAUCCAAACGGAAAGCGAAGGCGGCGAGCUAGCCAAAUUGCAGUCGCAUACUGCUCAAAGCUUCGCUGAACUCUACGAUACCAGCUCGGGCUCAGGUGCCAAUGCAGUGCCCUGACCCCUAAGUCUGCUCAAACUUCUAUGUAAAUUAUAAUUUGUACAUUCUUUGUCUACUGUUUAACUAUGUAUGUAUUGUAAAUUAUUUAUCCACAAUAUUUUGCCAGACUGUGAUCAGAUUUAAGCUAAACAAAUUUACCAAAAACAAUAACAAAAUCCUGUUAUGUAUAAAGACAAUGGUCUUAACGAACGCACAUGAUGAAGCAGAA